AUGUCACUGUGCAAGGAAAUUUUCAUAUUUGCAGUUUCAGUCCUUUCUCUUUAUUUGCCUCCAAAUAACCACAUUGAUCAUCUGGAUUUAAAUGACCUUGUAGCGCACCUCCCUGAGCCUUUUAUCAUAAUGGGAAAUUUUAAAGGCCAUAGUCCUUUGUGGGAAAGCAAAGACACCAGUUCACGAGGAAGACAAAUAGAGCAGAUAACUGAACAUCAUUGCCUUUGUCUCCUGAAUAAUGAGCAGGACACAUACUUCCAUGAACCUACAAAGACAUUCCACGCUCUUGAGUUACCCAUCUGUUCACCAUCUCUAUUGCCAUUUUGCAAUUUUAGUGUUGGAAGUGAUCUUUGCAGCAGCGAUAAUUAUCCCAUUCUUGUAUCUCUUGCACGAAGAGAAGUAAACACCAUGUCGAGACUCCCUUAG
This is a messenger RNA of Stegodyphus dumicola, 426 nucleotides long. RefSeq lists its product as uncharacterized. Lineage: Eukaryota; Metazoa; Arthropoda; Arachnida; Araneae; Eresidae. The record is from RefSeq and is a predicted model, not a curated record.